AUGAGCGGGCUGCUUCAGAAAAGUGUGGAGAAAGGAGCUCUAGGAAGCAUUUCCAGCGUGUCCUCGACAGCUACCAGCUACCAAGGACCAGCUAUGAAAUUUGAACUGGUGGGAAAAUGUUCGAAAUCCAAAGCACGAGCUGCGACCAUGAAACUACCCCAUGGAACAGUAGAAACGCCGAUGUUUAUGCCAGUAGGCACUCAAGCGUCUUUAAAAGGGUUGACCUAUGAACAACUGAAAGAUCUGGGCUGUAAAAUCUGUUUAAAUAACACAUAUCACUUGGGACUGAAACCAGGUCAAGAAACUCUGGAUACCGUUGGAGGAGCUCAUAAACUCCAAGGAUGGAAUGGAAACAUCCUCACCGAUAGUGGCGGGUUCCAAAUGGUAUCGUUAUUGAAACUUGCUACUAUCACAGAAGAAGGAGUGAAUUUUCUGAGUCCCCACGACGGGUCGCCCAUGUUGCUGACCCCUGAACAUUCCAUGUCGCUACAGAACAGUAUUGGUUCAGAUAUCAUGAUGCAACUUGACGACGUAGUAGCUACUCUGACUACAGGACCUCGUGUCGAGGAGGCCAUGCAUAGAAGCAUCAGAUGGCUCGAUAGAUGUAUAAAAUCCCACAAGAACCCCGACACACAGAACCUAUUCGCCAUCAUCCAAGGAGGACUAGAUCUCGACCUACGUCGUCAAUGUUGCGCAGAAAUGGCUGCUCGUGACACUCCUGGAAUUGCUAUUGGAGGAUUAUCCGGAGGAGAAGAUAAAGAAUCGUACUGUAGAGUUGUGUCUCUCUGUACUGAUCUUCUGCCUGCCAACAAACCCCGAUACUGUAUGGGAGUAGGAUAUGCCGAAGACCUCGUGGUAUCAGUAGCGUUAGGAGCCGACCUGUUUGACUGUGUAUAUCCUACCAGAACCGCCAGAUUUGGAAACGCCAUCACGCGGUUCGGCAAUCUCAACCUGAGAAGCCGAAAGUACAUGGACGACUUCUCGCCCGUCGAAGAAGGAUGCGGUUGUCCCAUCUGUAAACCGAAAUCCGAGGGUGGACUCGGCAUCACAAGAUCUUUUAUUUUCCACCUGGCAGCCAAAGAAACCGCCGGAGCACAUCUUCUCACCCUCCACAACGUGUACUACCAACUGGAACUGAUGCGCCGAGCCCGACGUGCCAUCCUGCAAGACUCGUAUCCCGACUUCGUCAAACAGUUCUUCCACGACCUGUACAACGGGGACCGCGAAAAAUACCCCUCCUGGGCCAUCACGGCCCUCAAAACAGUCAACAUAGACCUCUAA
Messenger RNA from Sugiyamaella lignohabitans, 1281 nucleotides. RefSeq names its product queuine tRNA-ribosyltransferase. Lineage: Eukaryota; Fungi; Ascomycota; Dipodascomycetes; Dipodascales; Trichomonascaceae. Gene Ontology annotation, cellular component: cytosol. Gene Ontology annotation, molecular function: tRNA-guanosine(34) queuine transglycosylase activity. The record is from RefSeq and is a predicted model, not a curated record. The transcript has a single exon. The coding region runs from base 1 to 1281 and encodes 426 amino acids.